AUGGUGGCAGAAACAAAACUAUACGAUUCACUAAGCGUCAAGCCGGACGCUACUCAAGAUGAGAUCAAGAAGGCUUACAGGAAGGCUGCAUUGAAGUAUCAUCCUGAUAAGAACAAAGAUAAUCCGAAGGCUGUUGAGAAGUUCAAAGAAUGCUCUCAAGCCUAUGAAGUCCUCUCCGACCCUGAGAAACGCAAGAUAUAUGAUCAAUUCGGUCUAGAAUACCUACUCCGGGGCGGUCCACCCCCAUCCCCAGGUGGAGGAGGAGCAGGACCUGGCGGCAUGCCCGGCGGUUUCAACUUCACCAACAUGGGCGGCGGCCCCGGAGGCGGUGGUGGUACACGCACAUUCCGAUUCUCAACGGGACCCGGAGGCGGCGCAUCAUUCAACUUCAGCAACCCCGAAGACAUAUUCAGGAAUUUCGCAAAGAGUGGUGGUGGCGGCGGUAUGGGUGGUGGUCUUGAUGAUCACGAUUUCUUGGCUGAUAUCCUUGGUGCCGGGUUGGGAGGUGGUGGUAUUCCUCGAGGAGGAGCUAGGACAUCUGCAGGCGGACCCGGUGGUGCAUCGUUCAGUACUCGCCGUGAACCAACUCCUGAACCGCAGGUUGUUGAAAAGCCGCUGAAUCUAACCCUGGAGGAAUUGUUUAAUGGUACGACGAAGAAGGUCGUCACCAAGAGCAAGACGUUCGACGCCAAUGGUCGACGGAAUGUGCAGGAUAUCACACUCGAAGCAAAGAUCAAGCCCGGUCUCCGAUCCGGAUCAAAGCUGAAAUAUAAAGGUGUCGGUGACCAGGAAGAAGGCGGUCGUCAAGAUGUUCAUCUUGUCGUCACAGAGAAAGAGCAUCCAACCUUCAAACGCAGCGGCGACCACCUCAUAACAACAGUCGACCUCAGCCUCAAAGAAGCCCUAACAGGCUGGGAACGCAUCGUGAAAACCAUCGACGGAAAAUCAAUCCGCGUCGCAAAACCAGGUCCCACACAACCAGGGUACGAGGAACGAUUCCCCGGGUUGGGUAUGCCAAUCUCCAAGAAGCCGACGGAGAGGGGUGAUAUGGUGGUUAAAGUUAAUGUUAAAUUCCCGACAACAUUGACGGCGGAACAAAAGGAAUUACUAAAGGAUGUUUUGCCUUGACUUUCACUCCAUUAAGUCAUUCACCCCCGCUUAAUAUUGUUUUGUGCUAUGAUGGUAUAUGAUUGUCUUAUGAGGUUGUCUUUUUCUAUGUUUGCAUACACAUAGGCGUUCAGGUAUUUCCGGUGGCGUUUUGAGUGAGCGAAUUCGACUUUCUUUUCAAAUUUCUACUCUUCAAUAUCAAAAAAGUAAAAACUGUGAAUACAUUGCUUCAAUAUAUCAAUAUGAUUUUGGGCUACCUAAGAAAUAAUAUCUUGAUCCAGAUGGAUAA
Molecule: messenger RNA, 1396 nt
Organism: Talaromyces stipitatus ATCC 10500
Lineage: Eukaryota; Fungi; Ascomycota; Eurotiomycetes; Eurotiales; Trichocomaceae
Product: DnaJ domain protein Psi, putative
Exons: 3
Coding region: 1-1128 (375 amino acids)
Biological process (GO): translational initiation
Cellular component (GO): cytosol
Molecular function (GO): protein-folding chaperone binding
Source: RefSeq, a predicted model, not a curated record